This is a messenger RNA of Hyposmocoma kahamanoa, 1238 nucleotides long. Its product is annotated as prolyl 4-hydroxylase subunit alpha-2-like. The transcript has 8 exons. The record is from RefSeq and is a predicted model, not a curated record. Gene Ontology annotation, molecular function: iron ion binding; L-ascorbic acid binding; procollagen-proline 4-dioxygenase activity. Gene Ontology annotation, biological process: peptidyl-proline hydroxylation to 4-hydroxy-L-proline. Gene Ontology annotation, cellular component: endoplasmic reticulum. NCBI's taxonomy places the organism in Eukaryota, Metazoa, Arthropoda, Insecta, Lepidoptera, Cosmopterigidae. Bases 252 to 1190 code for a protein of 312 amino acids.
GGAUUUUGAGCAAUAAAAAUACAUAUAAAGAAGCGUUAGCGUGGUUGCUAGAGGCGUAUAGAAAAUACAAAAUUAAAGAUAGGAUUAAUAGCAUUUUUUCAAAAUAUGAAAUAGUGAAACAUAUCUGCGAGGCAUACGUAAAAUUGGGAGAUGUGAAAAAUGCUUUGCUCUGGAACAAUAAACUAAAGAAUGUAAGACAGCCAGGGAAAUAUAAUAAAUCACAAACAGAUGCCGCGAAGGAGUUUAGACAAAUGAAAAUUGAUGAAUUGGAAGCAUUAUUGAGGAAAGAAGAAAAGCUCGGUGAGAAUUUAACGGUACUAUUGCAGGAACCAGAGAGAUUAAACUUCAACUUGAGCCGUGAAGUUAUCAUUGACUGUAAUAAAUUACAUAAACGAUCAAAAUAUCUGUUUAGAGCAAUGUGCCGUGGUGAAAUUACUGUUUCUUGUGAAGUUACUAAAAGGUUAAAAUGUUUUUACCUAAAGAGGACACAUCCAUUUCUUCGUUUAGCGCCUAUAAGGGCAGAGCAAUUGUACUUAUCACCAGACGUGUACCUUUUUUACAAUGUACUUAGUGACAACGAGAUUAAUGUGAUUAAAGACAUUUCGUUGGAAGAGUUCACUCUUGCAGCAGUUAACAAGCAAAUAAGUUCCACCAGUGCAUUAAACCGCUGCGUAAGAAUAGAGAUAUACUUAGAAGACAAUAAGUCUAGCGUUCUAACUAAAGUUAGGCAACGGGUAGAACAUUUUUCAGGCCUUAAUAUUAAUUACUCUGACAUGUUUCAAGUUGUCUACUAUGAUGUUGGAGGUUUCAAAGCACCUCAUCACGAUUUUGCUCAAGAUAAACAAUACAAACAUAAUGAAAAUCGACUGUCAACAAUUCUUUUCUACAUAUCAAACGUCCACCAAGGCGGCGCUACUGUGUUCUUACACCUCGGCCUGACGGUAUACCCUGUGAAAGGUGCAGCUUUAUAUUGGAAAAAUCUCUAUCCAUCUGGAGAAAAAGAUGUUUUGACUUGCCAUGCGUCUUGUCCAGUGCUCCAAGGAUCCAAAUGGGGUAAACUAGUUAUAUCCAGACGCAUAAAUCUAGUCGGUCAAGAGAGAAGCUUCCCAUGCACACUCAGCCAAAAAAAAGGUCGACGAUUAUAUCUGCCUAGUCUGAAGAAGGAAUUAUUCAAUAAGAAUUUAUUUUAACUAGCUGGUACACAUAUUGUUUACUGUAUUUAGAUUUGUUUAUAACCU